Aaosphaeria arxii CBS 175.79 is the source of this 1120-nucleotide messenger RNA. RefSeq lists its product as uncharacterized. Bases 75 to 914 code for a protein of 279 amino acids. Gene Ontology annotation, molecular function: catalytic activity. The record is from RefSeq and is a predicted model, not a curated record. Lineage: Eukaryota; Fungi; Ascomycota; Dothideomycetes; Pleosporales. The transcript is spliced from 2 exons.
CUCGGAGCUCCCUCAUUAUUGCUUGUAUCUAUGAUAGACCCCUUUGUGAUACCCCAGGUCACGACACGACAAAAAUGCCUCCGCAAAACAACCGCAAGAGGAUUCUCGAGGAUCUCCGUUCCUCAAUCGACAAUGGCCGUGUCAUUGUUGGUGCAGGUGCCGGAAUCGGUCUCUCGGCCAAGUUCAUCGAACAAGGCGGCGGAGAUCUGAUCAUCAUAUACAACAGUGGUCGCUUUCGGAUGGCGGGAAGAGGGUCGCUGGCAGGCCUCAUGCCGUAUGGAAAUGCCAAUGAAGUUGUUCUUGAAAUGGCAAACGAGGUACUUCCGAUCGUCAAAAAGACGCCUGUUCUUGCUGGUGUCUGUGCAACCGAUCCCUUCCGCAAUAUGGACUACUUCCUCAAACAGCUUAAAGAUCUCGGAUUUGCGGGAAUCCAGAAUUUUCCCACCGUUGGGCUGAUCGAUGGCCAAUUCAGGCAGAAUCUCGAAGAGACGGGAAUGGGGUAUGAUGCUGAAGUCGAACUUGUGCGAAAGGCUAAAGAGAUGGAUCUGCUGACUACGCCUUAUGUUUUCAAUGUUGAAGAAUCUAGAAAGAUGGCUUAUGCUGGCGCGGAUAUUAUCGUUGCGCAUAUGGGAUUGACGACAUCGGGGUCCAUUGGCGCUACGAGUGGUAAGACACUAGAUGAGAGUGUGGAAUUGGUGCAGGCGAUCAGAGAUGAAGCGGUCAAGAUCAAGUCGGACAUAAUUAUUCUGUGUCAUGGUGGUCCAAUUGCUGCACCGGAUGAUGCCGAGUACGUACUUUCGAGAACGAAGGGUGUGCAUGGUUUCUAUGGUGCAAGUUCCAUGGAGAGACUGCCAGUUGAAGAGGCCAUAACAAACAUUACGAAGACGUUCAAAAGCUUGAAGCCAAGUUCUUGACGAGGGAGAUCUCAAAUGUGGACAUGGCCACAGAUUCAAAGUGCGUAAAGAAUGUGUUCAGAGAAUCAAUAGCUUGUAAUUUAAUGCUCUCGAAGCAGCUACUGAAUCUUAUCAUACCGUGGCUCCAGUUAACUGUAUGGAAUAGCUCAAUCCUCUAUUCAGGUCCGCCGGAAUCUUGAACGGAUCAUACAAUACCAAUGGUGGCG